This is a messenger RNA of Branchiostoma floridae (Florida lancelet), 1101 nucleotides long. Its product is annotated as tRNA N(3)-methylcytidine methyltransferase METTL6-like. Bases 149 to 1072 code for a protein of 307 amino acids. The record is from RefSeq and is a predicted model, not a curated record. The transcript has 6 exons. NCBI's taxonomy places the organism in Eukaryota, Metazoa, Chordata, Leptocardii, Amphioxiformes, Branchiostomatidae.
AGAGGAGUGGGCUGGUCUAAGGGUCAAAGUUCACAAAAUGGCGGUAAUCGACAGGAAGUGAUCAUCUUUCGCAUAAAUUUCUGAGAAGUAUGCUUAUUCUGCUUAUUCCUGUGAUAAUUAUUAAGAGUUACCUCAUCCUUCAUGUGUGAUGGAAGAUUCCAGUAUUCCAACUUUUGCGGAAGCCCCAUUCCAGAGGAAAGGCAGUGCCCACCCCAGAACUCUUACAGAUGAGGACAAGGACAGGUUAAAGAAACAGGACAACAAGAUUGUCUCAGACUUUAAGCAGCAGAAGUUAGAGAGAGAGGCCCAGAGAAACUGGGACCUGUUCUACAAAAGGAACUCCACAAAUUUCUUUAAGGAUCGCCACUGGACGGCAAGAGAGUUUGAGGAACUGGCUAACAGUCAGAAGGAUACUCCUUUAGUUCUACUGGAGGCUGGCUGUGGGGUGGGAAACUUUCUGUUCCCUCUACUGCAGGAGAAUCCUUCUCUCUUCAUCCAUGCCUGUGACUUCUCACCCAGAGCUGUGCAGUUUGUCAAGGACAAUCCUCAGUACGCCCCAGACCGCUGUAACGCCUUCCAGUGUGACCUGACGAAGGAUGACCUGCGGACUAACGUACCUGCCGCCAGCGUGGACAUGGCUACUCUGAUAUUUGUGCUGAGUGCUCUUCAUCCUGACACAAUGCAAACUGCUCUGGAGAACAUACACAGGGUUGUGAAGCCAGGUGGGUGCGUGCUGUUCCGAGACUACGGUUUGUACGACCACGCCAUGUUUAGGUUCGCCCCAGGACACAAGCUAGCCGACAGUUUCUAUGUGCGCCAAGACGGCACCAGAGCGUACUACUUUUCCACAGAUGAACUUGCUAGGUUGUUCACGUCUGCAGGCUUCUGUGUGGUGAGCAAUGAGUAUGUCAUGAGGGAAACUGUGAACAAGAAAGAAGGACUGUGUGUGCCUAGAGUGUUCGUACAGGGAAAGUUUGUGAAGACAGACACAGGACAAAACCAUGGCACCGAACAGGAUGAGAACAGGACAAGCAGUAUUGAUGAUACAGAAGAGCACAGUUGUAGUACAUAAUCUCCAAGCAGAUGUAGAGUUUGGCUCAG